CAUUAACCAUCCUACAAGUAAACAUUAGACAAAGGACAGUUGUUGAAAGUGCCUAUGUUUUUCAUUUAUUAGCAGAAUAAUUGCUUAUAGUUAUCAUCAUUUUUCUUGUUAUUUCGUGUCUCCGCGUUUUAAAUCUGAUAGUUUGGAUAUUUAGCUUGGUUUUAAGAAAAGUUUGAAGUCUAGCAUUGCCAACUGGAAGACAAAUUGAGGUUCUUUUAGGAAUUGCAAAGAAGAUAAAGUAGAACAGGAUGUUUAUAUCGUCGUUCAUGAGAAACGGUGCUCAAUUUCAUGGAAUUCAAAAAUCCGAUGGCAACAAGACAUUUGAUGUAGCCGUGACAAUAUUACAUGUGAAUCCUGAGCAAUCAAUGCUCUGUGGGUUUUUUAAGAUUAGUGGCCUGAGUGGAAACAAUUCUUCACUCACGACAUAUUUUGAGGCGGAAAUCAUCGGAGACAAGUAUGGGUUCCUGACACGGUGGCCGGAAUGGGGUGCUUCGGAAUCAACAGACUAUAAACAUUGGAAACGGCUAGGAGCUUUUCAAUAUGCAAAGCGGAAAGUACCUCUGCGCAAGAUUAAGCCAUUCAACCCUUGGAGGAAAGGCACUGUCUAUAUGCGGUGGAAGGAAUUGGCGAUGCUGGACAAAGUGAAUGAUUUUCAAUUUCGAAGCAGAAACUCUUCGUCCGACGUCAGUUUUGAAGGAUUCUAUUAUAUUGCAUUUUCCCAACGGACUGGACGAAUCACCGGAUACUAUUAUCAUUACAAAUUUGAUCAUUUUCAGUAUCUGGAAUUGGAUCCUGUGGUUGAUGGGACAUUUCCUAUUUUAGAAUUUCAAUGAUUUUACGACAACUUGUGCAUACGAGCAGAAACAUAAAACUUUUUGAAAUAUGUCUCAUUUUUCCUUUCAUUUCUGCAUUGACCUUCUGCUUUCUAUUUAAGAUUGAUGAAGAAAAUCUAUUCAUUUGAUAUUUUUAUCUCAUAACCUAUACCUUUUCCUUUUAUAGUCGUCGAGUUUCUCAUUUUCUCUCUUUUCCUUUCCUUGCACAAACUCUGGACCAUCAGACGUUUGUAAUUAGUAGUGACUUGUCCCGAUCUUUGGUGUCUUUCUGAAAAACACACAGAGGCUUCUGGGAAUUUGUGAACAAACAAAUGCUGGUUUUGAGUCCGCUUCAUCCUUUCGUUUCCAAUAAGUAAGACGAGUACGAAUACGAAUACGAGUACGAUUAUCUUUUCUUUUUCCUUUUCAGUCUAUUGCUAUUCGUUUCCCAUCCUACAAAUACUUCCACUCAUGACUUCUUUAAUUUACGAUACUCUGUAUGAUACAGGAUGCAUUAUGACUUAUCUUUAAUGAGCUGUGAACAGUUCUUUUUGCAUUUGAAAAAAAUGAAUGAAGAUUUCACUAUUUUUUAAAUGAUUUAAAUGGAAGACGAUCAUAUGGAAUAAAUCAAAAGAUACUUACUGCUAUGUGACCAAACUAACCGAUUUUAUUAUUAUGCAACAGACCUAGAGUAAUUGUUUGUACUUAUAUUUAAAAAGCUUUGUAAGUUAUUGGACCACGCAAUACGCACUUAGACAACCGCUUACUUCGUUGGUGUAAACAAUUGUCAUUCUGAGUAAAAAAACCCAAUUCCAAUGAUCUAUGCUUCUCUUAAAGAUGUUCAUUAUAAUAGUAGCAAAAUGAAAACUGUUUGGAAG
Schizosaccharomyces cryophilus OY26 is the source of this 1690-nucleotide messenger RNA. RefSeq names its product Vid24 family cytoplasmic vesicle protein. NCBI's taxonomy places the organism in Eukaryota, Fungi, Ascomycota, Schizosaccharomycetes, Schizosaccharomycetales, Schizosaccharomycetaceae. The record is from RefSeq and is a predicted model, not a curated record. The transcript has a single exon. Gene Ontology annotation, biological process: protein catabolic process in the vacuole; proteasome-mediated ubiquitin-dependent protein catabolic process; negative regulation of gluconeogenesis. The coding region runs from base 249 to 833 and encodes 194 amino acids. Gene Ontology annotation, cellular component: extrinsic component of membrane; GID complex.